AUGAUUAAAAACCUCAAAAAAGAGUUUAAGAGGACACAAGAGAAAGUUAGCAUUGGAGUUAUCUCUCCAUAUAAUGCUCAAGUCUAUGCAAUCCAGGACAAAAUUAAGGAGUACACUUCUGUUUCUGAUACUGAUUUCUCUGUGAGCGUUCGUUCUAUUGACGAUUUUCAAGGUGGAGAGGAAGAUAUUAUAAUAAUGUCUACUGUUAGAUCAAAUGGGAGUGGAAAAGUCGGUUUUCUUUCAAAUCGGCAAAGAACCAAUGUGGCCAUGACUAGAGCAAGAUCUUCAAAAGUCAAAGGAAAUGGAUGCAACCAAGUCAAUCAAUGGUGA
Molecule: messenger RNA, 330 nt
Organism: Vicia faba (fava bean)
Lineage: Eukaryota; Viridiplantae; Streptophyta; Magnoliopsida; Fabales; Fabaceae
Source: the annotation of a GenBank genome assembly